Ictalurus punctatus (channel catfish) is the source of this 2571-nucleotide messenger RNA. Its product is annotated as protocadherin gamma-A11-like. Gene Ontology annotation, cellular component: plasma membrane. Gene Ontology annotation, molecular function: calcium ion binding. The record is from RefSeq and is a predicted model, not a curated record. The coding region runs from base 148 to 2571 and encodes 807 amino acids. Lineage: Eukaryota; Metazoa; Chordata; Actinopteri; Siluriformes; Ictaluridae. The transcript has a single exon. Gene Ontology annotation, biological process: homophilic cell-cell adhesion.
UAUAGUGAGCAGCCUAAUACAGAAGAAAGCAAUAAUAGUGGUCAGACAAUCAACUCAACUCUUAUGAAUUUGUUUUUCAAUAAUUACGCAAACUGCAAUUUUCACACGUCAGUAUUUGUCACUUAUACUUACAAACGGAGUUGAUUGAUGGACAUUAUUACUAUGUUUUGGAGAAUACAACCGGCGCUUCAAAGGCUGCUCAUUCUGCUUUUGUGUGUUGGUUUUCAGCCUAUAAUUGAUGCUCAAGUUCGAUAUUCGAUACCGGAGGAAAUGCAGCCUGGAUCUCUCAUUGGUGAUUUAUCAAAAGAUCUCGGAUUAAGUAUUGGAAGAAUAAAGUCUGGUCGAACACGUAUUGUGACCGAGGAAAUCAACGACUUGGUGCAUUUCCAGCCAGACAAAGGCAUUCUCUCGGUGAAAAAACGCAUAGAUCGGGAGGAGCUCUGUGGACAAACGUCUCCGUGUAGCUUCAGUUUCGAGGUGGUUUUGGAAAACCCAAUGGAAUUAUUUAGUGUUACGGUAGAAAUACUAGAUAUUAAUGAUAAUUCCCCUGCGUUCUCGACGAAAGAAAUUAUCUUAGAUAUAAGUGAAUCUUCUGCAGUAGGAGCGCAGUUUAUUUUAGGCGGUGCGAUUGAUCCUGAUGUAGGUAUAAAUACACUUCAACGCUACAGUCUAAAGCCUACUUCGCAUUUUAGCUUGAAGGAACAAACACAUUCUGACGGCAGUAAGUACGCAGAGAUGGUGCUGAAUAGACCACUGGAUAGAGAACAGCAGGCGGAGGUGAAACUCACUCUGACCGCGGCUGAUGGUGGCAGCCCUCCGCGUACCGGCACAGUGAGUAUACGCGUCAUUGUGCAAGAUGCAAAUGAUAAUGCGCCCAUCUUCACACAAGCCGUUUAUAAAGCUUCUGUGGUGGAAAACUCAGCGAGAGGCACUCUUGUUGCUAUUGUCCUUGCCACUGAUGAAGACGAAGGAAUGUUUGGCCAUGUAACGUAUUACCUCGAUCAGAUAUCACACGCUGGCCAAGUGUUUUCACUGAAUCCUAAUAACGGAGAGAUUCGAAUUGAAGGCGAGGUUGAUUUUGAAAAGAUUAAGCAAUAUCAGUUGAAUGUAAUCGCCAAAGACACGGGUUCCCUGUCUAAUUCCUGUAAAGUCAUUAUUGAAGUAAUUGAUAAAAACGAUAAUAUACCAGUUAUAGCCUUGACCUCUUUUUCAAACAGUAUUCCUGAGGACUCUCCACCAGAAACCACUGUAGCCAUCAUAAAUGUAAAAGACGCAGAUUCGGGGAAGAAUGGGCUCAUAAACUGCACCAUUAGUAGAUCCGUACCGUUCAAAAUUAAGUCAUCUUUAGUAAACUAUUACACUCUGAUUACAGAUGGUAUUUUAGACCGGGAAGCUAUUUCUGAGUAUAAUGUAACCAUAACAGCAGCUGAUCAGGGCACUCCAUCUUUAUACAGUAAUAAAAUAUUACUAGUUCGAGUCACUGACGUCAAUGAUAACAAACCUGUUUUUGAUCAAAAUGUUUAUUCUGCAUUUAUCCCCGAAAACAAUUCACCUGGCUUUUCUAUUAUUUCGAUUCAUGCAAGUGAUGCAGAUUCUAAUCAAAAUGCUAGAAUAUCCUACUACCUCGAAGACAUGCAGCUAAACGGCGAACCAUUAUCUUCUAUUUUGUCUAUUAAUGCUGAGACAGGCGUUGUAUACACGUUGCGCUCAUUUGACUACGAAAAAAUCAAAAUGUUGCAGUUUUACGUGAAUGCCCAGGACGGAGGCACGCCAGCUCUGAGUAGCAGCGCACAAAUCAAAGUUCAAAUUCAGGACCAGAAUGACAACGCACCUCAGAUUCUGUAUCCAGUACAAACUGGUGGCUCUGUGGUGGCUGAAAUGGUGCCUCGUUCAGCAGAUGUGGGCUAUCUUGUCACUAAAGUGGUGGCUGUGGAUGUGGACUCUGGACAGAAUGCCUGGCUCUCAUAUAAACUACAGAAAGCGACAGACAGGGCGCUGUUUGAAGUGGGCUUACAGAAUGGAGAAAUAAGAACUGUGCGUCAAGUCACUGAUAAAGAUGCUGUGAAACAGAAGCUCACUGUUGUAGUGGAGGACAACGGACAGCCCUCUCGUUCAGCUACAGUCAAUGUUAACGUGGCGGUGGCGGACACUUUCCCUGAAGUGCUCUCAGAGUUCACUGACUUUACACACGACAAGGAAUACAACGAAAACCUGACAUUUUAUCUAGUCCUGGCCUUGGCUGCAGUCUCAAUUCUAUUCAUAACAUGUUUAGUAGUCAUUAUAUCAGUGAAAAUCUACCGAUGGCGACAAUCUCGCAUGUAUUUACAGUCCCAUCUUCCAGUGAUUCCGUAUUAUCCACCGCGUUAUGCUGACUCCGUAGGCACUGGAACUCAUCAGCAUUUGUAUAAUUAUGAAAUCUACAGAACCACUGAUUCCAGGAAAGACAACGCUACAUUUUCCGAACCAAACAGUCAGAGUCUAAUGAGCGUUUACUCUGCUGGAGCAGAUACUCUCCCAAAGGACAGACUCGACAGUGACGACUCUGAAGUAAGCAACACCUUGGUGAGUUAA